Messenger RNA from Equus caballus (horse), 2434 nucleotides. The record is from RefSeq and is a predicted model, not a curated record. NCBI's taxonomy places the organism in Eukaryota, Metazoa, Chordata, Mammalia, Perissodactyla, Equidae.
CCUCGUACAGCACGCGCAUUCUACAGGUGGGGUCACUGUUCCACGGAGGGCGGCACGUCGAUUUUCUUAACUGGCACCGGGGGAAACCGUAAAAAGGAAACCGGGGAGGGAAAGGACGCCCACCACACGACAGUGUGAUUGGAGCAUGACUGGAGGAGUAAGAAUGCUAAUAGCAAUCGCAGCAGCAGCGGCGAAAGUACACGAGCAGCAAUCCAGAAUUCCUGCCAAUAAAACGCCGGGGGCAACGACAGCGGAGCGAGGACAAGGACGCAGGCCGCGCCGCUCCCCCGGCUCCCGGUCCCCGCGCCGCGAUCGAUGGCUCCGGCUCCUCGCGCCGGCCUGCCCGGCCUCGGCACUCGGCUCGGCAGGCCUGCGGCGCUGCCAUGGAGACGCGGCCCCGAGGCCAACUGGCACCGCCCCGGCCUGCGCGCCCCGCCCCGCGCCCGCGCCCCCGCGUCCCGGAGGCCCCGCGCGCGGGGGCCUCCUGGAUGCUUGGAGCAGAAAGAAGGCACUGGUAGUUGGGUGGUUCCCCAGGAUCAGCCCCUUAGCUAACAGAAGAAGCAGGAUUAGGCUCACCAUCUGGAUCACUGAGAGAGACUGGAACAGUGAAACGUACAGCACCAGCUUGGGGAAGAGUUGAAGACAAGCCACAAAAAGAGAACUGAACAGUGCUGGUUCCAAACCCGACGUGUGUCAGAAGAGCCCCCAUGCUGUGCUGAAAGCUGACCCACGCACACAGCUUGGGGCAGCUAGGAGCUGCUGUCUCCUUGUACAAUGUCCUUUCACUCAGGACACUGGACACAUCUUUUGAAGCUAAGCAGUCCAAGCUGUGGUGUCAGCAUCGAGGCAGACACCUGACAAGGGCCCGCCGAGGUGGGCGCCCCAUCUCUGCAAACUCCACACCUAGUAAAGUGCACACAGCUGUUACCUGGGAACACUGCAGCCAGGGCGCCACUCUGACCUGCUGUCUCCAUGUGGUUCUUAGGUGUCUUUUCAGGAUACUCCUCUCAAGUCUCCUUGCAAUACAACUCUCCUAAGGCUGUUGCCUGCAAAUGGCCUGAAUUCCUCAUUUCUGCCUUCAAGUUACACAGGGACUCCUCACACCCAGCGGUGGAGAAACUUGUCCAGCAGUGAAUUUAGUGCAAAGCAGUGGGCAGCAGUCCACACGGCAGGACCGGCUCAGAGAGGCUGCGAGGGCAGGAGCCCAGAAGAGCGCAGGUUGCGGCCAGGGAUGAGUGGCCGCGUCCCGCUGGCAGAGAAAGCCCUGUCUGAAGGCCAUGCCCGGCUCCGGUACAGGGACACCUCCCUGCUCAUCUGGCAGCAGCAGCAGCAGAAGCUGGAAUCCGUGCCACCCGGGACAUAUCUGAGCAGGAGCCGAAGCAUGUGGUACUCACAGUAUGGAAACGAGGCCAUCUUAGUCCGGGACAGAAACAAGCUUGAGGUCUCCCGGGACACGGGCCAGUCCAAGUUUUGCACAAUUAUGUAAUUCCAAGAUGAAAACCAGGGCUCUGAGGAAAACAGGCCUGUGUCUCAUUCCGCUGUUUUGUUGCUAUCUGGGCCUCAGUGGGAUAGUCUGAAUAGUGACCGUGAAGACCAAGCUGUGGCCUAAGAACCCGAGAUCCCAGAAAGGGCCCCCCGCGUCCUGCCUCGCAGCAUCCGUGUGAGGGUCCCGCCUCAGCUUCUGAGCAUAGCAGGCCCGGCCCGGCCCGGGGCACUGCUGGAUGCUGCUUAUCUGUCAAGCUUCCAAAUAAAUCAAGCGAGAGGGACACCCUGGUUACAAACAACCUUUUCAUAUUUCUCUAGGUUGUUUUUGGCAUCCACUCCUGCCUGGUAAGGAAUGGGUCAGAUCUAGAAAAAAGUGAGGAAUCGGCAUCGUGUGUGGUCGGAAGUUCACUGCAGGCGGGGGGGGGGGGGGGGGGGGUGGAUGCAACUGAAACGGGCGGCGGCAGAGGCAGCAGCAUUUCCACGGGAACUUUGCUGCACUUGUAUUUUGAGUCUAGUUCCCAAAGCCACCAUCGUGUGGAAUGAGCGCACUGUGGUAGCUUAUAUGCUAGCUUCCAGGUACUUGAGGCUUGCGGGCAAGUGCAUCCAAGAAACAUUCAGGGAACCAAAAAUUACUUUUAAGUCCCACAUCAGUUGCUUACAGCAAUUUCAGAUUUACCAGGUGGCUGAAGAUGGCAGGUUCUCAACUGACAUUGGAGUCCUGCAGCCUCUGGGCUCCACGACCGGCCCACCCCGCCGUCUGCAGGCUUUUAUGUGUGUUGGUCAUUACUGGGCACAGGCAGCCUUGGCCACCUGUGUACGCAGCAUCUAUGAGUCAUUUUAAAAAGCUCUGCCGUCUGCUGUCAUUAAAGUCUGCGUGGCUAUGCAAAUGUGGAAGUAUCUUUUGUCAAGCUGAUUUUUCUUUUCUAAAUAAACAUCCUUUAGGACUCUC